AUGCUUUUUUUAAGUAAUGUGUUAUUUAGAUGUAAGAGUAAAAGGGUUCAUAUAAAUUUAAUAUCAUCAUGUGCAAGUAAUUAUAUAUACUCCACUUACAUUUCUCCAAGUAAAUCAAAGUACAGAUUAUCAUUAAGAAAACAUGAUCCAGUAGUUAAUCGACAUAUAAUGUUUUAUCAAAAACAUAUAAAAGCAAAAUCAAAAAAAAAACUCACACUACACGGAAUUAAUUAUGCUCGUUUUACAGGGAAGAAUAAAAAUUUAAGACCACUCUUGAAAAGAGUAGAAAAGUCGUACCUCUAUGGAAAAUUCAACAAAUUAAUAGACAACACAUACAGGAGUCUACCAAGAAUGAGUUAA
Molecule: messenger RNA, 360 nt
Organism: Plasmodium adleri (nom. inval.)
Lineage: Eukaryota; Apicomplexa; Aconoidasida; Haemosporida; Plasmodiidae
Product: 50S ribosomal protein L33, putative
Exons: 4
Coding region: 1-360 (119 amino acids)
Biological process (GO): translation
Cellular component (GO): ribosome
Molecular function (GO): structural constituent of ribosome
Source: RefSeq, a predicted model, not a curated record